This is a messenger RNA of Capronia coronata CBS 617.96, 990 nucleotides long. Its product is annotated as ATPase get3. The record is from RefSeq and is a predicted model, not a curated record. The coding region runs from base 1 to 990 and encodes 329 amino acids. Gene Ontology annotation, molecular function: ATP binding; ATP hydrolysis activity. Gene Ontology annotation, biological process: post-translational protein targeting to endoplasmic reticulum membrane. Gene Ontology annotation, cellular component: GET complex. The transcript has 2 exons. NCBI's taxonomy places the organism in Eukaryota, Fungi, Ascomycota, Eurotiomycetes, Chaetothyriales, Herpotrichiellaceae.
AUGUCCAGCGCUGUAAUCCACGCCGACGAUGACGAUGUCCUCGACCCUACCCUCCAAAACCUGAUCGACCAGAAGUCAUUGAGAUGGAUCUUCGUGGGAGGCAAAGGUGGUGUGGGCAAGACUACAACCUCUUGUUCUCUGGCCAUCCAGAUGGCAAAGAAGAGAAAAUCCGUGUUGCUCAUCUCCACGGAUCCUGCACACAACCUGAGCGACGCAUUCAGCCAAAAGUUCGGCAAAGACGCAAGACUAGUUGAGGGUUUCACCAAUCUGAGUGCCAUGGAGAUUGACCCCAACGGGAGCAUUAACGACUUGAUCAGUGGUGCCGGAGACGAAGCUCAGGAUGCCAUGUCAGGACUGGGUGGCAUGGGGAACAUGAUGCAAGAUCUGGCCUUCAGUAUUCCUGGCGUUGAUGAAGCCAUGUCCUUUGCAGAAGUUCUGAAACAAGUCAAGUCGCUAUCAUACGAGGUCAUCAUCUUCGACACCGCCCCGACCGGUCAUACUCUACGCUUCCUCCAAUUCCCCACCGUCUUGGAGAAGGCUCUGGCCAAAAUCUCCCAGCUGUCCAGCCAGUUCGGUCCGAUGUUGCAGUCCGUCAUUGGCGCAAGAGGUGGUCUUCCCGGUGGCGGCAGUCUUGACGACUUGACCCAGAAACUCGAGACAUUGCGCGAGACGAUUGCCGAGGUCAACGGACAAUUCAAAAAUCCCGACAUGACCACCUUUGUGUGUGUCUGCAUUGCUGAGUUCCUGUCGCUGUACGAGACGGAACGGAUGAUUCAGGAGUUGGCCAGUUACCACAUCGACACGCAUUGCAUCGUGGUCAAUCAGCUGUUGUUCCCGGAGAAGGAGAACCAUUGCAAGCAAUGCAACGCGAGAAGAAAGAUGCAGAAGAAGUAUCUCGAUCAGAUCGAAGAGCUGUACGACGAUUUCAAUAUCGUCAAGAUGCCUCUACUCACCGACGAAGUACGAGGUGUAGAGAGCUUGAAGAGGUGA